AUGUUGUGGCUUCUUCUUCUGUUCUAUACUUUCCUACCUACAAUCCAACAGAAUAGAGCUUCAUUCUCCAAAUUGCCUCAUGAUAAGCCCCAUAACAUUCCUUUCGUUCAUGGUCCCGAAGAUGAGCCAAUCGAAUAUAAGCCGACAGCAGCUCAAAAGCUAAUGAGACAUGUUAUUAAGAGGAGAGGCCCUGAUAUAGUCAAACCCAAGAGAAAUAUCAGCGAACCUGUCAAAAUAAUGUUCAAAAUGGAAUUAUAUCAGAUUAUAGAAUUGAAUGAACGACAACAAUUCGUAGCUGUCUCAGCUUGGGUCAUUGAAAGGUGGUUUGAUGAGUUUCUAUAUUGGAACCCAAUGGACUUUGAUAAUAUAACUGAGAUCAAACUACAUCACAGUCAUAUAUGGAUACCAGACACAACACUCUACAAUACUUUGGUCAUGAAAGAUGAUGACCAACGGCGUCUCCUCUAUGUCAAAAUCACAACUGAUUUUGAACGAAAACGAGCGUAUGUUGAGUUUCUGUAUCCAGCUAUCUAUAAGUUCUAUUGUCGUCUAUACUUACAGUUUUUCCCCUUUGAUUCUCAGACAUGUCACAUGAUUUUCGGUAGUUGGACAUCAGAUAACAUGGAUAUAGACUAUGAUUCCUUAGCCAAAGAAGUGGGAACAUCAAACUAUCUUCCAAAUGAGGGAUGGAGCCUCAUGGCAACCGGCGGUCCUUCCGUAGACCAGCAAAUAGAUGGCGGUGAACUGGCGCUGCCAUUAGGAACACACAACUAUAUUCCUAAUGAGGAAUGGCAGCUUCUCGGGUCGUUAGCUUUACGAAAAGAAGUAAAGUAUGUUUGUUGUCCAAAUAACUAUACACUAUUGGAUUUCACUUUGUACUUGAGACGACGACCACUUUUCUAUUUGGUUAAUUUAGUUAUUCCAACAUUCAUAAUUACUUUAAUAGCCAUUACUGGAUUCUUCACAACAAGUUCAACUACGGGGGUACGAGAUGAGAAAAUAUCUUUAUGCAUUACGACACUUCUAUCAAUGUCUAUUCUUAUGCUUAUGGUAUCAGAUCAAAUGCCAUCAACCAGCACUUUCAUUCCACUCAUCAGCUGGUUCUACAUGUGUGCGAUAUUCAUAAUUUCGAUAGGUGCUCUGGCUGCUUCUUUCGUUAUCAGUGUACAAAAGUUUGGAAGAGUUGGUGAGCGUCUUCCAAAGAAUGCAGUUGAAGUGACAACGUUCUUCUCUACGCUGUCCAUGACGAGAAUUCCUCCUCAUCUGAUACAGAAAAAGGACAAGCUGUUGGAGAAGCUGCAGAGGAACGGACGCAAGAGUGCAAAAGAAUCUGAGCGCAAAGGAACAACAAUAGCUCAGUUUGCCAAAUAUAUUUUCACAGCCGGAAAUGAGAUAGCAUUCUACCCUCCUUAUAUGAAUCCUCAUAUUCAAGCUUAUCCUGGAGCUACACCUAAUGGAUGCAGCAAUGGAACUGAACCGUUAAUGCAAAAUGGAACAACUGAUUCAACUUCCAUUCUCCCCAAUGUUGCAGCCCCAGUUCCGACAUAUAAAAGACCGGACGUACGACGAACGGCCUCGAUCUUGAGCGAUUUGGGGGAUGAAGAAGUGUUAUCUACAAGACAUCUAGCGAAAAUCGAAUAUGAUUGGCUGGCAACGGUCAUUGAACGAUGCACUUUCUUAGUAUUUCUGUUGGUAUUUCUUUGCUUCAGUCUGGGAAUCAACCUUGUUGGUGUCUUUCACUGGCUCAACUCACAGCCACCUCCUUAUGCUGUUCGAACUCAGAAUACUGUUUAA
Messenger RNA from Auanema sp. JU1783, 1794 nucleotides. NCBI's taxonomy places the organism in Eukaryota, Metazoa, Nematoda, Chromadorea, Rhabditida, Rhabditidae. The record is from the annotation of a GenBank genome assembly.